Messenger RNA from Megachile rotundata (alfalfa leafcutting bee), 370 nucleotides. RefSeq names its product SRA stem-loop-interacting RNA-binding protein, mitochondrial-like. Lineage: Eukaryota; Metazoa; Arthropoda; Insecta; Hymenoptera; Megachilidae. The record is from RefSeq and is a predicted model, not a curated record.
GCAACUUAAGAGACUUUUGUCAUGAAUAGUAGAUAUAUUCUUUUUGUGCGUAAUAUUUCUUGGACUAUUUCUCAUAGUGAUCUUGAAAAAUACUUUGCAACAUUUGGUGAUGUGAAAUUAGCAAGAGUAAAAUUUAGCAAGCUAGGAGUAAACACAGGCAAGGGAAUCGUAGAAUUCUAUGAUAGAAACGCUAUGAAGGCUGCACUUUCUACUGUACAUAUACUAGAUGAGAGGAAAUUAUAUAUUGAAUGGAAUUGUAAUAUGCAAGAUUUUGCUGAUAACAUUCUAAUGCCACAUAUUGAGGAACACAAAGAUAAUUAAAAAAUAUACAUAAAGAUAUAAUCUAAUAAUCAGAAAUAUUUGAUAAAUA